CACAUUUAUUAGAAUAUGACAUCCUAUUAAACAUAAUUAAAUGUGAGAUUAAGAGAGAAACCGUUUAUUGCGACGGUGGUUUAUCUGUGCAGCACAGGUUGCUCAUCUACCCCAACUACAACCCAACCGUAUUAAUUGCCAUAGCUCACUCUCAUCAUUCAUCAAUCAACUUUUUCGCCUAAAUUUCACUCCAUAAAUCCUUCCCCAAUUCUCAUUUUCAGGUAGAUCUUCAAUUGGAGCUACCAGCUGCGACAAAAACGAUGAAGGUUUCCGUCGUCACUCGCAGCGGCCGCGAACUUGUCAAGGGAGGCCUUGAGCUCAGUGAUUCCGCUACUGUGGCUGAUCUGCAGGAGGCCAUUCACAAGAGGACAAAAAAAUACUACCCGUCAAGACAGCGGUUGACCCUCCCCCUCCCAUCUGGGUCGAAGGAGAGGCCCACCGUCCUUAACUAUAAGAAGAGCCUGAAGGAGUAUACCGAGGGGAAUGAAUUAACUGUCGUUUUCAAGGAUCUCGGCACGCAAGUCAAUUAUAGCACUCUUUUCUUCUGGGAGUACUUGGGUCCUCUGGUUCUCUAUCCAAUCUUUUAUUACUUCCCCGUAUACAAGAUCUUCGGCUACAAAGAGGAGCGCGUCAUUCAUCCGGUUCAGACAUAUGCCAUGUAUUACUGGUGCUUCCACUACUUCAAACGUAUUAUGGAGACCUUCUUCGUGCAUCGUUUCAGCCAUGCAACCUCACCUCUCUCGAAUGUCUUCCGGAACUGUGCUUAUUACUGGACUUUCGGUGCUUGGAUCGCGUAUUACGUCAACCACCCGCUUUACACGCCCGUGAGUGAGCUCCAGAUGAAAAUUGGCUUUGCUUUUGGGUUGCUUUGCCAGAUUUCCAACUUCUAUUGCCACAUUUUAUUGAGAAAUCUUCGCAAAUCUGAUGGUGGUGGCUACCAAAUCCCGCGUGGAUUCCUAUUCAACAUUGUGACUUGUGCAAACUAUACAACUGAGAUCUAUCAGUGGCUAGGCUUCAAUAUUGCGACACAAACUGUAGCAGGUUCUGUUUUCAUGGUGGUAGCAGCUGCCAUAAUGACAAACUGGGCCCUUGCCAAGCACCGCCGUCUAAAGAAGCUGUUUGACGGGAAAGAUGGCCGACCUAAAUAUCCCCGGAGAUGGGUGAUACUGCCCCCCUUCCUGUAGAAGCAAGAGCUCAUCAGGUUUUCUUCUCUAUCUCUAGUGAAACGAUCUACACUGCUGCCGGUUGAAACUAGUCAAUUCUUGUCGAGACUCAUUGAGUUUAUAUCAGUGGAUUCGAGCUUAGGUCGUUUUUGUUUCUUCUGAUGUAGUGGCUACGGAUUCGUUAUUCUCCAUUUCUGCUAGCUUGUGCCCCCUUUACUCCUUAAAAAUGCAAAGAAAAAAACAAUAAUCUUGAUCUCUUUCUUUAUGGUGUUGUCAACUUCUUUGCCCCUUUGAAUUGGAUUAUGUUAACACUUCUUGUUAGAUUCACUGUCUAAACAGGUGCCGAUGCUUUUCUUUUCUCUUCCAUUGUAUUUUGUAUUCAAAAAAUUUAGUGAAAAAUUAUUGGUUUGACAUCGCUUCA
Salvia miltiorrhiza (redroot sage) is the source of this 1584-nucleotide messenger RNA. Its product is annotated as very-long-chain enoyl-CoA reductase. The record is from RefSeq and is a predicted model, not a curated record. Bases 261 to 1184 code for a protein of 307 amino acids. Gene Ontology annotation, biological process: very long-chain fatty acid biosynthetic process. Gene Ontology annotation, molecular function: oxidoreductase activity, acting on the CH-CH group of donors. NCBI's taxonomy places the organism in Eukaryota, Viridiplantae, Streptophyta, Magnoliopsida, Lamiales, Lamiaceae. The transcript is spliced from 4 exons.